CAGGAGGAAAAAGGACUGGUCGGAAGGUCUGGUUUUUAUUAAGUUAGUUAUUUAGUUACUUACUGGAAAACAACAAAUGUCAAGCAAAAACACACGCAUGCCAAAAAUUUAGCUAUAUUCUGCAAACCGCUCUUUGAUUGCUGGUGCAGUAUACCCAAGACGCAAUGUUGAAGUUUAAGUAUGGGGGUCACAGCAGCGUCAAAGAUCUUGCCUGUCUGGAUCCAAUCACCAGCCGCUGCUCCCGCCUCAACCUCCUAUUACAGGGGAAGGGCGGAGUCUAUCCCCAGCAGGGUGGGGCUAUCGUGACGAGGGAGGGGCUUCUCGAGGCCCUGCUCCUACUCUUUCAGGAGUGUAGCUCUCCAGAGCUCAUGAAGAUCAAAUAUGUGGCCAAUUUUGUUAACAAGUUCUCAGAGGUGGUGUCAGAGCUGCGGGAGCUGCAGCCAGGUCCGCGGGAUUUUGAUCUGAGAGGUGUGGUGGGCCGUGGGCGUUUCGCUGAGGUGCAGGUGGUUAAGGAGAGAGCAACAGGGGACAUUUAUGCCAUGAAGAUCAUGAACAAGACCUGCCUGCGCUCCAUGGACAAUAUGGCGUCUUACGAGGAGGAGCGUGGGAUACUGUCUCUCAACAGCAGCCCCUGGAUCCCUCAGCUGCAGCAUGCCUUCCAGGACAAGGAUAACAUCUACCUGGUGAUGGAGUACAUGCCUGGUGGGGACCUGAUGGCUCUCAUGAACAGGUAUGAGGAACAUUUUGACGAGGCGAUGGCUCAGUUCUACUUGGCGGAGUUGGUGCAGGCCAUCCACACGGUGCAUCAGAUGGGAUACGUCCACAGAGAUGUCAAACCAGAGAACGUCCUGAUUGACCGAACCGGGCACAUCAAACUAGCGGAUUUUGGUUCGGCGGCCAAGCUCACGGCUAAUAAGACGGUUGUGGGUUCGAGGUUGCCUGUUGGGACGCAGGAUUUCUUGGCUCCUGAGGUGCUGGCAGCGUUGAACGGGGGUGGCCAGGCCUCGUACGGAGUUGAGUGCGACUGGUGGUCCUUGGGGAUAAUUGCCUACGAAAUGAUCUACAUGAAGUCCCCCUUCGCUGAAGGCACCUCCACCAAGACAAUCAACAAUAUCAUGAACUUCCAGCGCUUCUUGAAGUUUCCAAAUGAGCCUAAAGCAAGCAGGAACUUUGUGGACCUGGUUCAGGGUUUACUUUGUGGGGCACAGGACCGGCUCGGGUUCGAAGAUCUUCGCUGCCACCCCUUCUUCUCGGAAGUUGACUGGAGCAACCUGCGACAAGCGCUCCCUCCCUUCGUUCCCGCGCUCCGCGCCGAGGAUGACACGUCCAAUUUCGACGAGCCCGAGAAGCCCUCGCCCCGGCCGACGGCUGCCCCGCUCAGACCCCCGCGCUCGGGCUUCCAGGGCCAGGACCUGCCCUUUCUAGGCUGGUUCUUCAGCAGGGCUCUGGCAGCGCUGGCCAGGACUGAAUCAGUGUCUACAGGCCUCAACUCCCCAGCGAAGACCAACUCCCUGGAAAAAAAGCUUCUCGUCAAAAGCAAAGAACUACAGGAAACCCAAGACAAAUGUCACAAGAUGGAGCAGGAAAUCUCCCGAGUCCAGCGUAAGAUGUCUGACCUGGAGUCCGUGCUGCAGCAGAAGGAUGUGGAGCUGAAGGCGUCGGAGACCCAGCGGAGCAUCCUGGAGCAGGACCUGGCCACCUACAUCACCGAGUGCAGCAGCCUGAAGCGCAGUCUGGAGCAGGCGCGAAUGGAGGUGUCUCAGGAGGAUGACAAGGCGCUGCAGCUUCUGCACGACAUCCGUGAACAAAGCAACAAGCUUCAGGAGAUCAAAGAGCAGGAGUACCACGCCCAGCUGGAGGAGAUGAGGGUGACCAUCCGGCAGCUGGAGGAGGACCUGUCGGCCGCCCGUCGCCGUAGCGACCUGUACGAGUCGGAGCUGAAGGAGUCGAGGCAGAUGAGCGAGGAGCUGAAGAGGAAGGCGGUGGACUACCAGCAGAGGAUGCAGAAGGCCAAGGAGCAGGGCAAAGCUGAGGUGGAGGAGCUGCUCUCUAAACUGGAGAAGACCAAUGCAGAACAACAAGUGAAAAUCCAGGACCUCCAAGAAAAACUAUCCAAGGCGGUGAAGGCCAGCUCGGAGGCCACCGAGCUCCUGCAGAACAUCCGGCAGGCCAAGGAGCGGCUGGAGCGCGAGGUGGAGCGGCUGCAGAACAAGGAGGACUCCAGCGACGGCCUGCGCCGCCGGCUCCGCGAGUCCGAGGAUGGCAGGAAGACUCUGGAGAACCAGGUGAAGAGGCUGGAAAUGGUGGAACGGCGGGAGAACAAGCUGAAGGACGACAUCCAGACCAAAUCCCAGCAGAUACAGCAGAUGGCGGAUAAGAUCCUGGAGCUGGAGGACAGCCUGCGGGAGGCCCAGUCCACCGCCCAGCGCAUGGAGACCCAUCUGGUGCAGAAGGAGAGGAUGUAUGAGGAUAAGAUCAAGGUUCUGGAGGCCCAGAUGAAGGCCGACCUUUCCGAAAAAGAAGCGCUGGAGUCCAAGCGGGCCAAGCACGAGGAGGAAGCUCGCGAGAAGUGCAAGCUGGUCAGCGAGCAGACGGCGACCAUCAACGCCAUGGACUCGAAGAUGAAAAGCUUGGAGCAGAGGAUCGCUGAGCUUUCUGAGGCCAACAAGCUGGCAGCCAACAGCAGCAUCUACACCCAGAAGAACAUGAAGGCCCAGGAGGAGAUGAUCUCGGAGCUGAGGCAGCAGAAGUUCUACCUGGAGUCCCAGGCGGGGAAGCUGGAGGCCCAGAACGCCAAGCUGGAGGAGCACCUGGAGAAGAUGAGCCAGCAGGACCAGAGCAACAAGAGCCGCGUGCUGGAGCUGGAGACCAGGCUGAGAGAGAUGGGCCUGGAGCACGAGGAGCAGAAGCUGGAGAUCAAGCGGCAGGUGACGGAGCUGACGCUGUCGCUGCAGGAGCGCGAGUCGCAGAUCGGCGGGCUGCAGGUGGCGCGCAGCGCGCUGGAGAGCCAGCUGCAGCAGGCCAAGACCGAGCUGGAGGAGACCACCGCCGAGGCCGAGGAGGAGAUCACCGCGCUGCGGGCUCACCGCGACGAGAUCCAGCGCAAGUUCGACGCCCUCAGAGACAGCUGUGCGGUGAUCACUGACCUGGAGGAGCAGCUGACCCAGCUGACCCAGGAGAACGCCGAGCUGAACCGGCAGAACUUCUACCUGUCCAAGCAGCUGGACGAGGCCUCGGACGAGAGCGAGGACCGGCUGCAGCUGCGGCAGGACGUGGACCGGCUGCGCAGGGAGGUGGCCGACCGCGAGAUGCACCUCAACAACCAGAAGCAGAACAUUGAGACCCUGAAGACCACCUGCACCAUGCUGGAGGAGCAGGUGCUGGAGCUGGAGACACUGAAUGACGAGCUGCUGGAGAAGGAGCGGCAGUGGGAGGCCUGGAGGGGCACCCUGGAGGACGAGAAGGGCCAGGCCGAGAAGAGGACCCGCGACAUGCAGAGACUGCUGGACAAUGAGAAGCAGAACCGGCUACGCGCGGACCAGCGCAGUACCGAGUCCCGCCAGGCGGUGGAGCUAGCCGUGAAGGAGCACAAGGCGGAGAUCAUGGCCCUGCAGCAGGCCCUGAAGGAGCAGAAGCUGAAGGCCGAGAGCCUGUCUGACACGCUGAAUGACCUGGAGAAGAAGCACGCCAUGCUGGAGAUGAACGCCCGCAGCCUGCAGCAGAAGCUGGAGUCGGAGCGCGAGCUGAAGCAGAGGCUGCUGGACGAGCAAGGCAAGCUGCAGCAGCAGAUGGACCUGCAGAAGACGCACAUCUUCCGCCUGACGCAGGGCCUGCAGGACGCCCUGGACCAGACCGACCUGCUGAAGACCGAGCGCACCGAUCUGGAGUACCAGCUGGAGAACAUCCAGGCCGUGUACUCACAUGAGAAAGUAAAGAUGGAGGGCACCAUAUCCCAGCAGACCAAGCUCAUCGACUUUCUCCAGGCCAAGAUGGACCAGCCCUCCAAGAAGAAGAAGGGCAUAUUCGGGCGGCGGCGGGAGGACCUGCUGAGCGCGGCCCAGGCCCAGGCCCAGCCCCAGGUGCCCAUGCAGUACAACGACAUGAAGGCGGCGCUGGACAAGGAGCGGGCGCGCUGCUCCGAGCUGGAGGAGGCGCUGCAGAAGAUGCGCAUCGAGCUGCGCUCCCUGCGGGAGGAGGCGACCCACUUCAAGGCCGUGGAGCACGGCGCUCCCGCCACCCCGGCCACCGCUCGCCAGCAGAUCAUCAUGUCGGCCAUCGUCAAGUCCCCCGAGCACCAGCCCAAUCCCAGCAGCCUCCUGGCCCCGUCCAACUCCGCCCGCAGGAAGGAAAACGCCACCCCUGAAGAGUACGGGCGGCGCGUGAAGGAGAGGAUGCACCACAACAUCCCGCACCGCUUCACCGUGGGCCUCAACAUGCGGGCCAGCAAGUGCGCCGUGUGCCUGGACACCGUGCACUUCGGCCGGCAGGCAGCCACCUGCCUAGAAUGUCGAGCUUUGUGCCAUCCAAAAUGCUCCCCCUGCCUUCCAGCCACGUGCGGCCUGCCCGCCGAGCUCGCCUUGCACUUCUCCGAGGCGCUGUGCCGCGACAAGGCCAACUCGCCUGGCCUGCAGGUCAAAGAGGCCAGCGGACACGUGCGCCUGGAGGGCUGGAUGAAGCAGCCCAGGAAUGGGAAGCGAGGGCAGGGCUGGGAGAGGAAGUACGUGGUGCUGGACGGGACCAAGGUGUCCAUCUACGAGACAGAGCCCCGAGAAGACUCGGUGAAGCCGCAGGAGGAGUUUGAGCUGUGUUUGCCUGACGGGGAAGUGACUGUGCACGGGGCCGUCGGGGCAUCUGAGCUGACCAACACUGCCAAGUCGGACAUCCCCUUCGUGCUGAAGCUGGAGUCGCACCCCCACACCACCUGUUGGCCGGGCCAGUCCAUGUACUUCAUGGCCCCCAGCUUCCCGGACAAGCAGCGCUGGGUGGCCGUGCUGGAGUCGGUGGUGGCCGGAGGGCGGGGCUCGCGGGAGAAGGCGGAAGCCGACGCUAAACUGCUGGGAAACUCUCUGCUGAAGCUGGAGGGGGAUGACCGUCUAGACAUCAACUGCACCCUGCCCCUCACUGAUCAGAUAGUGAUGGUGGGCUCAGAGGAGGGUCUGUACGCCCUGAACGUCAUCAAGAACUCCCUGACCCACAUCCCCGGCCUCGGCUCCGUAUUUCAGAUCCACAUCCUGAAGGACCACGACAAGCUCCUCAUGAUCAUGGGGGCAGAAAGAGCACUGUGUCUGAUCGAGAUCAAGAAGGUGAAGCAGUCUCUGUCCCAGUCUCACCUCCCUGCCCAGCCGGAGAUCUCCCCCUUCAUCUUUGAAGCGGUCAAAGGCUGCCACCUCUUUGCUGCAGGCCGGAUUGAGAACGGACAGUGUAUCUGCGCCGCAAUGCCCAACAAGAUCAUCAUCCUUCGCUACAAUGACAACCUCAACAAGUUUUGCAUAAGGAAGGAGAUCGAGACCCUGGAGCCCUGCAGCUGCAUCCACUUCACCACCUACAGCAUCAUCAUCGGAACCAACAAGUUCUACGAGAUUGAGAUGAAGCAGUAUGUGCUGGAAGAGUUUCUGGACAAAAAUGACGGUUCGCUGGCCUCCGCUGUCUUCGCCGCGUCCUCCCACAGCUUUCCCAUCUCCAUCAUGCAGAUCAACAGCACCCCACAGAAAGAGGAGUAUCUGCUCUGUUUCCAUGAGUUUGGAGUCUUUGUGGAUGCAUACGGCCGGAGGAGCCGGAAUGAAGACAUUAAAUGGAGCCGCCUACCCCUUUCUUUUGCCUUCAGAGAACCGUACCUGUUUGUGACCUACUUUAACUCCUUGGAUGUCAUUGAAGUACAGGGACACUCUGCUCUGGGCUCUCCAGCCCAAGCUCACCUGGACAUUCCCAACCCCCGCUACCUGGGCCCUGCCAUCUCCUCUGGAGCCAUUUACCUGGCCUCCUCCUACCAGAACAAGCUGCGGGUGAUCUGCUGCAAGGGCAACCUGGUGCGCGAGUCCGGGGAGCUGCAGAGGACCGGGUCCAGCCGCAGCAGCCCCAACAAGAGAGGCCCCCCCUCCUACAACGAGCACAUCUCCAAGCGCCUGGCCUCGGGCCCCGGGACCCAGGAGGGGGGCCUGCACCGCGAGCCCAGCACCCCGCACCGCUACCGCGAGGGGCGCACCGAGUUCCGGCGGGACAAGUCCCCGGCCCGCCCCCUGGACCGGGAGAAGUCCCCGGGCCGGAUCCUGGACAGCCGCAGGGAGAGGUCCCCCGGCAGGAUGUUUGACGAGAGGCCCCGCCUCCACACCGGCUCCGUCCGCACCCCCCUCACGCCCGUCAACAAGGUGUGGGAUCAGUCGUCCGUCUGAGUGUCUCCGCCAGCCGUCGAUGUGCUAGAGACAGGAGGAACCUGCUCCUCAGGGUCAGCUUCGCGGUCCGUGGAGCUCCUGGUGACACCACCGAGGAAAGGCCAAGCGAGGCACCGUCCGCAGUCUCGUCCUGCUUCUUACCGGAUCUUCUUGCCAGCCACACACCCCUGCAUUUGGGGACCCCCAGCUCCUUUCUCCUUCGUGCGUGUGUCCAAUACGUUUGCAGCUGAGAACACGUUUUUAACACACAUCCCUACUAACGCUCUUCUUGCCUGCAGUACAAUAAAAAAAUAAUCUUUUUAGCACUACUUGAUCUUCAAUAUUGUACAUAGGGUUAACUCCAGUUUUUAUAGAGUAUAAAGGGAAUAACAGGCUGGUAAAGCCAAGUCUAUUUUUAUUAACAGAGUUUCUAAUGUGCCGACUGAGCGUUGCAGCAUUUCCUAUUCAGAAUAAUGAAAUCAGUACGAGCCGAGCGACGUUUUGCAGGAUCACAUUUUAUUCACCUCGGCAGUGAAGCGCAGCACGUAAGCGAGGGGCAGUUUUUCAGGAAAUGAACUUUUUUUAUUUUCUUUCCUUUGGUGGAGUCCUGGUCCAGUCGACUAAUUGACUUCAUUUCAUAAAAUUUCACUUUGCCAGCGAGUGUACAGCUUACCAACUUUCUGUAAGCAAUAGAGAAAUCAUACAUUUUGCUCCAAGCUUUGUGUUGUGUAAAUAAUAAGGUUUAUUUGCGUGAGGAGGGAGUUUAGAGGUAAUUACCCAAGCGUAAGCCUUUAAAACAGUCAGCAGGAAGUCAGCUGAAACUCACCAUUACUUUCAGCUCACCAUGAAGUCUGUGUACGAUACAGAUAUCUUGCUCUUUAUACUGUGCAGUGAACAAUGUCUGACGACCCUCAGGGUGUGUUUCAGUAUUACAGCUUCCUUUUAUUGUGAGAUUUCAGUGCUGAAGUGCCACAGUUAGAAUUUUUUUUUUUUCUUUCAAAAAUAACCAUAAACUUGUGACCAAAAACACUUGUAAAGUCGCACUAUGAAGCAUGUGUAAUUUCAAACACUAAAUUUCAAACCUUUCAUUUCCUACUUUUUUGUGUUUGACCUUUUCUUGUGUGUUCACUUAAAUUGUGCAUUAACUAUAUUGUCAGGAAAAAUUGCUAACAAGAUCAUUUGCUUUUGAUAUUUUUCAUGUAAAAGUACAUUAAACAUGACUGAAUAAUCCUCA
Messenger RNA from Anguilla anguilla (European eel), 7602 nucleotides. RefSeq names its product citron rho-interacting kinase-like. Gene Ontology annotation, cellular component: cytoplasm; cytoskeleton. The coding region runs from base 165 to 6389 and encodes 2074 amino acids. Gene Ontology annotation, molecular function: ATP binding; protein serine/threonine kinase activity. The record is from RefSeq and is a predicted model, not a curated record. Gene Ontology annotation, biological process: peptidyl-threonine phosphorylation; actomyosin structure organization; mitotic cytokinesis. The transcript has 48 exons. Lineage: Eukaryota; Metazoa; Chordata; Actinopteri; Anguilliformes; Anguillidae.